Nannizzia gypsea CBS 118893 is the source of this 2538-nucleotide messenger RNA. RefSeq lists its product as hypothetical. Lineage: Eukaryota; Fungi; Ascomycota; Eurotiomycetes; Onygenales; Arthrodermataceae. The transcript has 4 exons. The coding region runs from base 1 to 2538 and encodes 845 amino acids. The record is from RefSeq and is a predicted model, not a curated record.
AUGCUGGAACUAAAGGACCUCUCAGUCGGAUCAGUCUCCGGCAUGAUAGCCGCGGGCGUCUUCUUCGUCCAGGUUUUUGUACCGCUGGCCCUCCCCCUUAUCCUCCUUGGUUUACUUACGGAGCGAAAUUCCUCCAUCACUCUCCCUGCCGCGUCCUGGUCCGUAGCUGGCCGGUUCUUCCACUCUUCCCUAUGGCCUCGAAUUCUCGGGUCAGACUCUGCAACAACAACUGGUCAGUCUCGGGCCAUCGGAGGUAUUACCUUGCUCAGCACCCUUACCACAGUUCUGUUCGGUAUUACUGCCGUUGUGACUCCGUUGGGUUUGUAUGAAGGCGUUUCUCCAAAAACAGAGACCAAGUUUGCGGAUUUCCAUUACAUCAAGGACACCUCCCCUAUCGGCUACGGCACACCAGCAAGGGGUGAUGUGCGGUUCAGUCGCGUCUGCGGCGGGUUUACUCCCCAGGUAUGCCCUCACUCGAACGGCAAUUUGACCACAACCGAAAACUCGACGGGGACAUAUGUUAGUGGCGAUUGGUAUGACACCAGGAUCCCUCAGCGCGUGAUAGAUAUGUUUCAAAGUGGUCUGUCCUCCCAGAAGAGUUCCGUGUCGAGUAUAUUCGACAUCCAGUGGCGAUCAUACACCUACUCGACGAUUGAUGAUGGACCCAAUAGCCUGGUCAUAGAUAAUGGAACAAGAUACCCCGUGGGAGCUUUUCGACAAAUUUCCAGCCUUGUUCUCAACGAUCGGAUAGAGGCCGUUGAAGGUCUCGUCGUUGAUACUAAGGAUGGAGGGAUUGGAUUCAGGAACCACACGGCGCCUCCAGUUGAGCCAUUUGGAAGUUCCUGGUCUGAAGAUAUUCUUUUCAUCGUCCCGGAAACUCAGUGCGUUGACACCAAUCUGACCCUGGACUUUUCUGUGCCACUUAGAAGCUCUGAAUCCGUUGGCUCCCCGAUUGCCAACCUUGUGUUGACCGACCGAGGCGGCUUCACAAAUCUUGUUCUAGAGUAUCCUUAUUGGGACCGCAAUGAUACCCAGCGGAGACCGGAACUCUGGCAUCGUGCGUAUAAGGCCGCCUGGAUCAAUAAUGCCUGGUCCAUGGCAUUCAUGAACGUAACCAACCUUCGGAAUGAAAGUGACCCGGAUUCGAAAGCAUUCACGUAUCUUGAUUCAUUCCUCGGCAAGAGAUUUCCUCUCCAGGUAAAUGGUUCGAGCUCGACUACCAUUAACAUUCGACCGGAUAGUCUCGUCACGAGCUCGUUGUUUGGAUAUUAUCUCAGCGGGACGGACAUGGGCGUCAACGGAACCAAGCUCUCUUCUCUCAACAUCACCACUCCGGAUAAACCUCCUCUCUAUUCCAAUCCCUGGAAAGUAAACUCACUGAACUUUUCCUCUGCUAACAUUCUUUGCAGCGGCUCGGGUGGAAAGGAUCUGGCGAACAUAACCAAUAUUGCAGCUAAGUGUGGCCUUCUGUACGGCGCACCGCAACGAGUUGAUGGCGGCGAAUCACUCAUCUUCGAACCAGGAUCCAACUGGACCGUACCGAUGUAUUCGUGCAUCUCAGUAACGAAGGCUGUCAUUAAAACGGUUGACUUCCGCUUCAACGGCACCGACGAUAAGCUCUCCUCCUUGACUGUAACAGGCCUUCGCGAGAAGCAGUACCCCAACGAAGAAUCCAAGCCACUAUGGGCCGUCGAAGAUACCACGAUGUAUCUUCGUGACGUCAGAGCAUUAUGGGGUCUAGUAUCAGAAGAGGGUGUGAAGGGGGAUCAAAACAUUUCCACGAUCAGAAAGGAAUCCCUCUAUCUACCAGGAGGUGGCGAAAGCAGUGGCCUCAAUGCUAUCGACUACCAGAACCUUCCAGGGGUAAACUUCUACACAGAUGCUCUCGGGGCCGCCUAUGAAGGUGUUUCGAGCUCGAGCGAAAGCUACAGCGGCGGAAACCAGCUUGCGAUGUAUCGGCUAUGGCAGGAACUUUCCAGGAAUGCCAGCACCGUAGGCAAGAUCAAGAAUCUCAUCUGGACCGAUAUCGCGCUCAACGCCGUCACUGGAACCAGGAGCAUCAGUCCGGACAAGAACAACAAGCAAGUCCUCGCGAAACGUGAUGAUGGCGAUUCACAGUCCACGAACGGAAUCCCCAUAACUAUAUACCAGAGACGCGUGCACUAUAAAUACGGCUAUGGUGUUUUAGCCUUUAUCUCCCUGGUAGUUAUCGCCGGAGUAUUCUUCUUGCUAACCUCGCUCUGCAUCCUUCGUCGUACCGGGCUCUCCAAGACGCGGAAGUACCUCGACGAGACCUCUGUGGGAAGGAUCCUGGCUGCUAGAAGUAUGAUUUCUGGUAGCCCUCGUCCAGGUGCGGGCAUCAGCAGGGAGCCGACGGAUACCUGGAUGAAGUCGACGGGGAAGACAUCUAUCACGUUAGGAUCUGAUCAGCCUCCUAAUAACAAAUUGGAUGGGACGAAUACGAUAUAUCCUGGAGCGGCUGCUGUAUCUGUGAGUACAGAUAAAAUCGAGCAGUCUUCUUACCUCCUGGGCAACUAG